Macrosteles quadrilineatus (aster leafhopper) is the source of this 2270-nucleotide messenger RNA. RefSeq lists its product as uncharacterized. Lineage: Eukaryota; Metazoa; Arthropoda; Insecta; Hemiptera; Cicadellidae. Gene Ontology annotation, cellular component: plasma membrane. The record is from RefSeq and is a predicted model, not a curated record. Gene Ontology annotation, molecular function: copper ion binding; oxidoreductase activity. Bases 1 to 2064 code for a protein of 687 amino acids. The transcript is spliced from 12 exons. Gene Ontology annotation, biological process: iron ion transport.
AUGUUGAGCAAGAAAGUAUCUCCUGGGUUUGAGCUGGAAAUAGUGAAAUUGUUUGAAGGCAUCAACUUUCACUUGCAUCUUCACACCCCUUCUGCAUGUUCUAUUUUUAGGACAUCAACUGGCAUCAGGACGUUGGUGUUAUUAGUAUUCUGGAUAUCGCUUGCAUUCUGUCACCUUCAACCAAUUCCUCAGCCAGAUGAUGUAGACAGUGGCCGCUACGAUGAGUUGAGACAUAACGACCAAACAUUGUGUACCAGGGAGUGUAGAGCAGGAGACAAACCAAGGAUAUGCUACUACAAGUGGCAUCUGGAGUCAUACAACGUCUUGGGAGGGGCAUGUGGACAUUGUCCAACCGUGAAGGCGGAUUGUUUCAAGCCACAAUGUGUGACUGCAGAUGGUCAGGAACGGUCCAUUCUCACUGUCAAUAGAAAACUGCCUGGACCAUCUAUCCAGGUGUGCCAACAAGAUGUGGUGAUAGUGGAUGUUAUCAACCAGAUGCCAGGUAGCAGCACCACCAUCCACUGGCACGGACUGCGGCAGAGAGACACCCCGUGGAUGGACGGAGUGCCGAUGGUCACACAGUGUCCUAUACUGGAGGGUCAGACAUUCCGGUACCGCUUUGUUGCGGAGGAGUCUGGCACUUACCUAUGGCACUCUCAUUCAGGGCUCCAGAAGGUGGAUGGAGUGAUUGGUGGUUUGAUCAUACGUGAACCAGACUCUUCCAAUCUGCUGCGCCACUUGUAUGACCGAGACCUCCCGUCACAUGUGGUGGUGGUACAGGACUGGAUGCACUCCCCAGCUGGCGACAGACUACCAGGAAUGUUGAGAAUGGAGAGAGGACAGAUCCCAGACUCCUACCUCAUUAAUGGCCGUGGAGUGCAGACUAAGUCCUUGAGAGAGUUCUUUAGUCCGUUCAGCACCCCUUGGUCAGAGUUUGGGGUUUUGCAAGGUCUCCGUUUCCGCUUCCGUUUCAUCGGAGCCUCGUGUCUCUCUUGUCCAUUCAGAGUGAGCAUUCAGAGUCAUCAGUUACUCGUCAUCACCACUGAUGACAACCCGAUACAACCUGUCCUCGUUGACUCCCUAGUCAUAUCAUCAGGAGAGAGAUACGACGUAGUGAUAGAUGCGUCCCAGCCUAUAGAUCCAUACUGGAUCCUGGUGGAAGGGCUGGGAGAGUGUAGCCGAGCUAGACAAGUAGGAGUGUUGCUCUACCACGGCUCAGCUACUAGUCAGCCUGCCUUGCCUCCAUGGUCCGUACUGCUCGGGUUCGGACUGGACCCUGGAUAUACAUUGAACCCUCGCAACACGCUGUGUACGGAUCCGUCACUUUUUCGGGGAGUUUGUGUCAGUCAGCUGCGUAAUUUGGUGCCCAAUCCACCUCGUGUCAGUGGGCGACCAGACUUCCGCAUCUUCAUGCCUUUUGGAUUCCAUGUUUUUAACAAACACGAACUUUACAAGAACAACAAGUUUAACAGGUUUUUUAUUCCGUCCACCUUCGCCCACGUAAUUGCAACAAUGAACAACGUAAGCAAUGUUCUGCCAUCUUCUCCUCUCCUCACACAGUUUCAAGAUAUUCCCCCCUCCCAAUUCUGCCACCAGUCUAACUGUAAUCCACUGCACGUUUGUCAGUGUACCAACCUUAUAAAAGUACCGUUGGGAUCCAUAGUCGAGUUUAUACUUCUGGAUACAAACCCUCCUACCCCAGUAGGACUUUCUCAUCCAUUCCACAUCCACGGACAUGACUUCUACAUUCUGGAGCAAGGCAAGCUGGUAGUUCCUGUAGUGGAGUUUCUCCUGGACCUGGACCUGAGGCUUUCUAAGUCUGGUCGCCGCAUCAGCAACUUCCUGCCCGCCAAGGAUACAGUUACAGUCCCGGAGACUGGAUACGCUAUUGUCAGAAUAGUGGCGGACAAUCCAGGAAUGUGGCUCUUCCAUUGUCACUUCGCCUAUCACCUGGAGACGGGAAUGGCUGCUAUCAUCCAAGUGGGAGAACUCUCCGACUUCCCACCAACUCCGACUGGAUUUCCCAAGUGUCAGGAGUUUGUGCCUCCCAUCUUAGACUUUUGAUAGUAAAAUUGUUUUUCUGAAACCCCUUUUUCAAGAAAAUCUCACUUACAUUUCAAUAAUGCUCUGUGGAGUUUUUUGAGGAUAAUGUUAAAUUAUGUUCAACGUUAGUCAUUUCAUUUCCUACAAGUAUUACUGCUGGAAAAUCUAUUGCUUCAGCAAAACAAAAUAUAAUGAACAAAAAUAUCAAUAGAGAUGUAUUAAAAAAA